Messenger RNA from Ornithodoros turicata, 2337 nucleotides. RefSeq names its product SUMO-activating enzyme subunit 2-like (gene Uba2). NCBI's taxonomy places the organism in Eukaryota, Metazoa, Arthropoda, Arachnida, Ixodida, Argasidae. Gene Ontology annotation, cellular component: cytoplasm; SUMO activating enzyme complex. Bases 154 to 2073 code for a protein of 639 amino acids. Gene Ontology annotation, biological process: protein sumoylation. The transcript has 18 exons. The record is from RefSeq and is a predicted model, not a curated record. Gene Ontology annotation, molecular function: SUMO activating enzyme activity.
CGUCACAUCACGCCAGACGCCAGCACAUGCGCCCCCCUCCACCUGCCGCUGCCCGCUGCCCCAUCAUCAGCAUCACUUUGCGGAAAUUGAGUUCCUUAGCAGUCACAUCGGAAAAAUGUCUCUGGCUUGAAGGUUGCCCUUAUCCGUUACGUAAUGUUUCAUGGAUUAAAAAGAUUUAAUGAACUAACUACUGCCGUAAGCAUUGGAUACGGGGGAGACUUCCUUGUGAAAAGAUCACCGGUCAAUGUUUCGCGCGAAGUUUGCAAUAUGGCGGGCAAAGCGCUUGUGAGCUGUGUGAGGAACAGCAAAAUUUUAGUCGUAGGCGCUGGUGGAAUCGGCUGCGAGUUGCUGAAGAACUUGGUUCUUGCAGGCUUUCACGAUAUUGAAGUGAUCGACCUAGACACCAUAGACGUGAGCAACUUGAACAGACAGUUCCUAUUCCGAAAAGUUCAUGUGGGAAAAUCGAAAUCUUUGGUAGCGAAAGAAAGUGCCGAGAUGAUAAAUCCCGAUGCUAAGAUUAAAGCCUAUCAUGACAGCGUCAUCAAGCCAGAGUAUGGACUAGAGUUCUUCAAAAGGUUUUCCAUCGUGAUGAACGCACUCGACAAUAGAGGUGCUCGCAGCCAUGUAAAUCGCAUGUGCUUGGCUGCAAAUGUCACUCUCAUUGAGAGUGGCACAGCUGGGUACCUGGGCCAAGUUACUCCAAUUAUUAAGAAUGUUACUGAAUGCUAUGAGUGCCAGCCUAAGCCUGCAGUGAAAACCUAUCCAGGAUGUACAAUACGAAACACGCCCUCAGAGCCCAUUCACUGUAUUGUAUGGGCAAAACACUUAUUUAAUCAGCUAUUUGGUGAAGGAGAUGCAGAUGAUGAUGUGUCACCGGAUUCCACUGACCCAGAGCUAAUUGGCGAAGUGAACUCUGACAAGCUGGUGCAAGAAUCUGAUGACAUAGGGUCUCUGCGUCGUGUUACUGUUUCAACAAGAACGUGGGCAGUGAGCUGUGGAUAUGACCCUGAAAAGUUGUUCAACAAGCUGUUCAGCGAUGACAUCUCUUACCUGCUUCGUAUGGAUAGGCUGUGGAAGAAGCGCACCCCACCCACCUCUCUUAAAUGGGGCAUUCUUCCAGAUGCAAUUCCCAGCAGCAGCAACAACAGUGUAGCUGGAACCAGCGAUCAAAGGUUAUGGAGCAUUGCUGAAUGUGGCAGUGUCUUCAGUGAAUCCCUGAAAAGCCUCAAGGCACGCACGGAAGCGCUUGCUCCUGGAGAUCAUCUGGUUUGGGACAAGGAUACAAAAGAUUGUUUGGACUUUGUUACAGCAUGUUCCAACUUGAGAGCACAUUGUUUUGGAAUUCCUCAGAAAAGCAGAUUUGAUGUCAAGUCUAUGGCGGGGAACAUCAUUCCAGCUAUUGCCACGACCAAUGCGAUUAUUGCUGGGAUCAUUGUCCUCCAGGCUUUUAAAGUUCUGCAGGGAAAAAAGGAGAGCUGCAGUGCAGUAUAUCUGAAUAGACAACCAAAUCUGAGGAAGAAAAUGAUUGUGCCUACCGAUUUGGACAAACCCAGUCCUAAGUGUUAUGCUUGCUCUUCUAAAGCUGAGAUUUUUGUAAACCUUAAUACAAGGCAUGUCACAUUACAAGUGCUUGAAGACAAGAUUCUGAAGGAGCAUCUUCAUAUGUGGGCCCCAGAUGUUGAAGUUGAUGAUGGCAAGGGAACAAUUCUCAUAUCAAGCGAAGAGGGUGAAACAGAAGGUAACAGGGAGAAACGCCUUGCUGACUUGAGAGUAACACAUGGGACCAGACUGAGAUGUGACGAUUUCCUGCAGAACUUCCAGCUUGUGAUAAACAUUGUACACAAGGACAGUUUAGAGGAUGGCAAAGAGUUUGAAAUUGUUGGAGAUGUUUCUCAGCCAGAGCCUGAGCAAGAAGCUUCACAGCAGCAAGCAUCUGGAGAGCCACAGAAUUGCCUCAUGGAAGACGAUGACGACUUGGUCCUGGUGGAGCCUGGCGAAAGCCGCAAGCGGCCACUAGAAGAUGACAACCGUAAUGGUGUCCAUUGGAAACGUGCCUGCAUUGUUGUGGAUUGACACAAUAUAGACCACGAUUAGGUGCACAACUUCACGUAAACUGUACUACUGAUCCAACUCUUAGUGUGAAAUUGUAUGCUUGAUUACUGAACCUAGGCUUCGCUACAAUAGCAUUGAUUGCUACGAUGUAAUGUUGGUAUUGCCACAAAUAUAAUUGAUGCGGUACGAUUACUGCUGUGCUAAGUGUUAAGCUAAUUGAUUCUGUAGCCAAUUGUUUCCAGUUGUGAUGUUAUUUAUAACUCAUGUAAUAAAAAGGUCGAGAUA